Molecule: messenger RNA, 6093 nt
Organism: Hypanus sabinus (Atlantic stingray)
Lineage: Eukaryota; Metazoa; Chordata; Chondrichthyes; Myliobatiformes; Dasyatidae
Gene: alg13
Product: ALG13 UDP-N-acetylglucosaminyltransferase subunit
Exons: 28
Coding region: 2218-5364 (1048 amino acids)
Biological process (GO): dolichol-linked oligosaccharide biosynthetic process
Molecular function (GO): hexosyltransferase activity
Source: RefSeq, a predicted model, not a curated record
UCCAAAAAAAAUUUAUUAUCAGAGUACAUACAUGUCACGACAUAAAACCCUGAGAUUCUUUUUUCUCAAACAUACUUAGCAAAUCUAUAGAACAGUAACUGUCAACUGUAAACAAACUGUGUAAAUGCAGAUAAUAAAUAAAUAGCAGUAAAUAAUGAGCAUGAAAUAACAAGUCCUUAAAUGGGUGUAGUUUUCCCCUUUUGUUCAAGAGCCUGAUGGUUGAGGGGUAGUAGCUGUUCUUGAACCUGGUGUGCGAGUCCUGAGGCUCCAGUAUCUGUUUACUGUACCCACUUUAAUACUUUAUUUUCAUAUAAAUCUUUAUUCUUUAUAAUUAGUGCAAUUCACACCCUACCCUACACCUCAACCAAUUCUUAAUACAUGUAAAUAUGUAAGGUGAAUAAAGUAGAUCCUUAAUUAAAUAUGAACAUUAAUGAUAUUUAAUAAUAAAUUAUUUGACAUUCACAAGGAGGGUUCCUCCCUUAGGCCUACGAUCAGUGGGAUAGAUUCUCUGACUUACUACCUCGCUAAGCAUUUAACAACCAUGCUAUCUCUCUGUAAGCACCACAUCACUAAUUUGACCAACGUCGUUAAAACAUUUGAAUCCUGAGAACAUAAUGGUCAGUUUCACCGUGGUGUCCCUGUUCACAAGAGUUCCCAUUAAGUACAGCUUGGUCCUCCUGCAGUCAAGGUUUGUAAGGGUGCCAUUAACCCUUACAUCACUGUACUCCCUCUCUAAGUGGAACUACAAUGAACAAAUGGACAGAGUGGCCACGGGCUCACCCUUGUUGCCAGCUAUUAAUAAUUUCUACAUGGAGGACUUUGAGGAGAGGGCUCAGAGUUCAUCCCCUUACACCCCAAAUACUUCUUCAGGUACGUCAAUGACACCUUGGUAGUGUGGCCUCAUGGACUCCAUGCACUCCCACAGAAACUGUUCAUCUGAAACCCGCUCACUCAGACUUAUACCACAGCCACCUUCAUGCCUCCCAAUGUAGAGUGGUUCUUUCUACUUUGAUUAACUGUGCAAAAACUAUUUUGGACCUGGAGAGUCUCCACAAGGAAAUAAGACAAUUAAACACAAUGUUCCCACAGGAUGGCUACAAGGUGAAGGAAAUCAAUUGGGCUUUUAAAAGGGCCGACAGAAAAACCAGGAAAUUUGACAAUGAGGAGGAAUCCGUUGCAACUGCUGGUCUUCCCUGUUUCCAUAGUUUCUGGAAGGAUCGCCAGGAUCCUAAACACUGGAUUAAUACCAUCCACAAUCCCGUAAGGAAGCUCAAGCCACAGCUUAUGAGGGUCAAAGAUGACCUGGGACUCAGGACAGUUGGCAUUUACAGGAUUACCUGUGUUUGUGGAGCAGUGUAUAUCGGCCAGACGGGACACACAGUGGAAACCUACAUCAAGAAGCACAGUGGGUGUGUCUGUUUUGGGUUACCUGAAGAAACUGGCAGAAGAACAUGGCAUUCACAAUGGCCUAGGAUUGACUUGGACGGCACAAGGCAACUGGGCUUCAUGAUGUAGGUUUCCACUUCACCUGGUGAAGAAAGCUAUUGAAAUAAAACUAGAUGAGAAGAAUUUUAACAAAGACAAAGGUCUUGCUCUAAGUAAGAGCAGGAAUAAACAACGUGGGAGAGCAGAAACCUGAUUGGAUGAGGUUUAACAAAUACUUAUUGUAUUUGGCAGGAAAUUUUUUCUGUAAUGAUCCUUGUGAGAGCAGAGCUGAACCAUCCUGUUCCAAAAGGGUGCUCCGCAGCUUAUUCAGAAGGUCAUGGAGAGGAUUUGCUAGAUUGUCCAUGAUGACUAAGUUUGUCCAGGUUGUAGUCAAGGACGGAUCCAGCUUAAUAAUGAGUUUAUUUAGUCUUUCUGCAUCACAGCACCGAUGCUGCUCCCCCACAAGAAGGGCAAAGAAGAUAGAUUGUCAUCGAAACGUCAGUUAUAUCGAUAUUAGUGCCCGGCUGGAAGCCCGAGAAGAGUUUAUUCAUUAUUUAAUGGUUGUUGCUAAUUACUUUUGAGAAGGUACUUGAAAUGCUGCAGUCCCCAUGACGGGAGUAACUUAAGAUCGAUGCAUUUUUAAAGUGAGAUAAGGAGCAGUCUGCGCUACGAAUGAGCCACCGCUCUUUCAAACUCCGAAGAGUCUGGGCGCGGCUGCUCGGCCACCCGCUCCGCUCCCCUUGACACCCGAUUCAGUUAUUAUUCGGCCAUCCGCGGCUCAGCUCCCGAGACAUGGAGUCGGUGUUCGUGACGGUCGGAACCACGAGCUUCGACGAGCUCAUCGAGGAAAUUUCCUCGGAAAAGAUCAUCGCGGUGAGUCAGAUUCUUCAAGAGCUGGGCUACAGGAGGCUAAUUCUUCAGAUUGGUCGUGGAUCUAAAGAGCCAAAGCCUUUUGUUGGAACAAAUUUUACUCUUGAAAUGUAUAGGUUCAAGGACACCAUAGCAGAUGACAUUAAGAAUGCUACUCUUGUCAUUAGUCAUGCCGGUGCUGGAAGUUGUCUUGAAAUUCUUGAAGCAGGAAAGCCCCUCAUAGUUGUUAUUAAUGAAAAGUUGAUGAACAAUCACCAGUUGGAACUGGCCAAACAGCUGCACUGUGAUGGACAUCUCCUAUACUGUACUUGCAGCACACUUUGUAAAACGUUACAGGAAUUGGACUGCACAUCCCUGAAACCAUUUCCUUCAGGGCAAACAGAAAAAUUUGCGUCAUUUCUGGAUAAAAUUUUGGGAUUCCAAAAAUACUUAGAAAUGCAGAAGGGGGUUAGGAAGUAUUUUGGCCAGAAGUGUCUGAGUGAAGUGACCAUGGACGAGUAUCUAGGUACCCAGGGACUCUUCCGAAAACUCACCGCCAAGGAUGGCUCCUGCCUCUUCAGGGCGGUGUCCGAGCAGCUGUUUCUGACACAAAUACAUCACUUGGAGAUUAGAAAAACCUGUGUUACCUACAUGAGAGUGAACCACUGCAAAUUUGAAGAAUUUAUUGAUGGUUCCUUUGACAAGCACUUGGAACGUUUGGCUGAUCCUAAGGAAUGGGCCGGUGUCUUGGAGAUGAAUGCGCUUUCACUAAUGUACAAUUGUGAUUUUCUCAUUUACCGGUAUCCUGGAAAACCUCCCACGCAAGGCACAAAUAAUGGAUUUGAGAAGAAGAUCUUGCUGUGCUGUUCCAACAAUGGACAUUAUGAUAGUGUCUUUACAAAGCAGUUUCAAGGGCUUGCAGCUGUGUGUCAAGCGGUUGUAUAUGAAAUGCUGUACAGAGAUGUCUUUGGAGUUGAAGAAGAAGAACUGCGAGGAGCAGUGGAGCUAUUCCGUAAUCACGGCAAGAAAACCAGGAGAACAAGUACAUCCCAAGGCAAUGAUGCUGAACAUCUUUCUGAAAAGGUUGUACGAAAAAAUGGCAAAGAAAACAGUGAAUUGGAGAGCUCACCAGAGGAGAACAUGGCAAAGCAUGCUACAGAAGAAAUUAAGACUGUGGAUGGCCCAGCAAAGAUGCCAUUUCCCUUCAAGGUGUUGAAGGCACUGGAUUCAGAAAUUUAUCGCAAUGUGGAAUUUGAUGUUUGGCUAGACAGCAGGAAAGAGCAACAGAAAGUGGACUAUAUGGUGGUUUCUGGACAGCAGUACUGCUUGGGGGAUAAAUGCCAGGUGAAACUUGAGCAAGGAGGGAAAUACUACCAUGCUCACAUUCAAGAAGCAGGACAAGAUGGCAACUCGGUGACUGUCUUCAUAGAAGAAUUAGCUGGAAAGCACACUGUUCCUUUGACAAAUCUGAAGCCAGUGACUCAGGUAACACCAGUUCCUGCCUGGAAUAUUAUUUCAAACAGAAAAGGUGGAAAUUACCAGAAGAUACCCAGUGGCUAUAUUUCAGAGUUGGUCAUUCCAGACCUUGAUCCAAAAUCACGCAGGCGUUUAUUAAAAAAGAUGCGUGGGAAACAGGUCUUCAUGGCAUUUGCUUAUGGGCGAGGCCAGUCUGUUCUUCCUCCUCGAAUGCAACAUAACAUUCCUUGUGGAAGAUCUUCACCGCUUCCUUCACCCCAAAACGGCACCUUUUCUCCCUAUGAUCAGUAUAGAGUCCCUCCACCUCCAAGAAAUGGAAGAAACAACUAUACUCCAAGGAAUCAGACUAAUCGAUAUGUGAGUCAACAUGGCUUUGAUCCUGAUUAUAUCUACGGCUUUCCUGGCCAGGGAAAGAGAUGUUAUCAGCAUUAUGAUAAUUUCACCUAUAGAACACGCUCUUGCAGCAGAAGUCGCAGACCCUUUCAAUAUGUCAACAAGGAUUGCCAGUUUGGCUACAUACCAGAGAAUGAAGGGUCAAGAACAAUUGAAGAAACUGUUGCUUUCUAUGAAAUUGAGGAAGGAAAUGAGCCACAUUUUCCUAAUGUACAAGGCCACCCUGCUUCCUCUCCAGUAAUGCAAGCUCCAGCUAGCUACUGGGUAACAAGAAGUGGAAGCUCAGUGUCUGUUGGCAAGCAGGUCACUGCUGAAGAUGCUGAUGAGCCUAAUGAUGGGGAUUCUGGGUACUCUGAUCCAACAAUAUAUAGUGCGCUGGAGUCUACAGCUAACCUGUCUAUUCAGGAAGGAUGCUCUGCUGCAGAGUCGCCCCAGGAGGGGCAAGUUGGCACACAUUUCAGUUAUUCACAGCAGAUGGGAAAUUCAAUGGUGAUAUCAACAUCCUCUUGUGUCAGCGCAGCCUCUGGUGUCGAGUUCUCCUCCAACUCACUAGAAGGAAGCCAAACCUCAGUGACCUACGCAACAGUGCCACAUCAGACACUUGCACCACCUGUUCUUGUGCCUUCUCAUCCUGUCGGUAGGCCGGGUCCUUUCCUGCCUGUUAAUGAAAUGAGUGAGACUGUGAGUUCUUCUGCACCACCCCCAUAUUCCUGUGACCCCAAUGGCAAUGAUCUUCCUCCAGAUAGAAAGGUGGUUCAGUAUUAUUUCAACCUUGGAUUGCAGUGUUACCACCAAAACUGGCAGUCAGUGGUCUAUAUGCCACAGCAUCAACCGGUGGAUAUUUAUCCAGUAUUCCCUGCAACUGCCCAGUUUGUUGAACAGUCAACUGUACCACAACAGUACGGUGAUAGUGGGAGAAACGAUGAUCAUCCGGCUUCCUCAGACACCAUGUCUAAUGGUUAUACUGCUGCAGAGUCUCAACCAGCUCCUUAUUCAACAGUAUAUUAUCCAAUGCUGACAGACCAGUAUAUUCAGCCAGCUAUAUCUACUUAUGAUCCUUGCGUCCCUUUAACAAAUACAGUUCAUUAUGUUGGCCCUUGGUAUCCCGCAAAUCAGACAUGCCCCAGUUCAAGGCUACAGAACACAACAUGCCCAGGCCCCCCACCUCAGUUAAAUUAUGUUGCACCUGCCAAUCAGCCAACACACUAUGUACCUCACUAAUGUCUGCAGAGUGGCUUAGGGUUCUAAAGUGCCAAUGAAGAGUAGAUAGUUGACUUCAUUUCUGCUCCUAAAUAGUAUCUCCUUUAAUUGCCUGAACUGUUUCAAAUGUUUGACUGAUUCCAUUUAGGGUAAAAUCUAUGUGCAGUUGUCUGAAAUGUUUGCAUCAGUAGUCUAUUCUUAAAUGGGAAUUUUUCACUUCAAUUGGUUUUCUCUUUUUGCUCUUUAAUUCUGCUUUUCCUCUUUCUGCUCCAGUUAGAUUUGCAGACCCCAAAAAAAAUGCACAUGUAGCAAGUAGAUGUGAAGCUUCCUAAGUUUUCCCUUCUCUCUUUCUAUGAUGACUCUUCAAGGGAGAAUUUUUCACAUGGUUUUAUCACUCCACUGCACUAAGUCAACAGAGAAGUUCAACCUUGAAUGAAAAAAGCUGAUUCUGGAUCCUGCUGAAGAACCUCCACUAUGUAGUAUUUUUAACAGAGCAUUGUUCCCACUUGACACUAAGUAAAAUUGUCACUUGAUGUUCUUGUUUAUAUGAACACGAGACUAUCACUUCUACCUCACAUUUGUCUUCAAUGUGUGAAAGCCUGUAUAUUUUUAUCAGGUGUCCAGUUCAGCUCAAUGUUGACUCUCUGUUUGUUGGGCCACAGAAGAGAAUGGCUGGCACUGAAUUUCUUUCUGUUUAAGAUUGUUAAUGUCAGCUGUUUUCUGGAGUACUGUUGAAGGGACUGAUGGUGU